Messenger RNA from Venustampulla echinocandica, 270 nucleotides. RefSeq lists its product as uncharacterized. NCBI's taxonomy places the organism in Eukaryota, Fungi, Ascomycota, Leotiomycetes, Helotiales, Pleuroascaceae. Gene Ontology annotation, cellular component: cytoplasm. The coding region runs from base 1 to 270 and encodes 89 amino acids. The transcript has 3 exons. The record is from RefSeq and is a predicted model, not a curated record.
AUGGAAGGAAUGUCCGCCGAAGAAGCAACCAACAAAGUGCGCGGCCACAAAGCCGCACUGUCCAACCCUCACGUCUCCUCCAACGCCAAGUCCCGCUCCAAGCAAGCAAUCGACGACCUUGGCAACGCGCACUACGGCCAAGACAUCGCGCAACAGGGUAAAGAGGAGGGACAUGUGCUAGGUGGUUAUAAGGCUGCUGUCAAGAACCCCAAUGUUUCGGAUCAGGGGAAGCAACAUGCGAAGCAGAAGUUGAGGGAGAGAGGGAAGUAG